Molecule: messenger RNA, 1983 nt
Organism: Ramularia collo-cygni
Lineage: Eukaryota; Fungi; Ascomycota; Dothideomycetes; Mycosphaerellales; Mycosphaerellaceae
Product: related to transporter (major facilitator superfamily)
Exons: 2
Coding region: 1-1983 (660 amino acids)
Biological process (GO): siderophore transmembrane transport
Molecular function (GO): siderophore-iron transmembrane transporter activity
Source: RefSeq, a predicted model, not a curated record
AUGACAACUUACGGCACUCUCGAUGGGACGGGCAGAGCUGAUGCUCGGUCAGACGUCGAGAGGGCCGCUGACCUGGACUUGAGUUCCACCACCCUCUCAAGCAAACGGGAACAGACGCACAGUGACUACCAGCCGCUAUUAGAAGACGACAGAAGAUCUAUCAUGUCUGAAAGCAGCCGUGGAUCCGCACAGGCCGGAGUGAAGCGAGUCGAAGCCAUCGCAUCGACAUGGUCAAAAACCAGUCUUUACGUUGCCUACCUCGGCAUCGCCAUGCUGGCAUAUGCAACAUCGCUCGAAGGUCAAACGACAGGCAACCUUACCAUCUUCGCCACGAGUGCAUUCAAGGCACAUUCACUGGUUUCGWCCGUGCUGGUCGUGCAGGGGAUUGUGUUGUCCGUUGCCAAACCACCGAUGUCAAAGAUCGCAGAUGUUUUUGGACGAUUCGAGGCAUUCGGUGUCUCUGUGCUGUUCUAUAUCAUAGGAUUCAUUCAACAAGCGGCAUCGACCAGCGUCAACACCUACGCCGCCGCACAAAUCUUCUACUCUGCAGGUCAGACUGGACUGCAGAUUCUCAUCCAGAUAUUCAUCGCCGACACCAGUGACCUGGUCAAUCGUGCACUCUGCUCUACCAUCCCUACUACACCAUUCCUAGUCAACGUCUGGAUUGGGCCUGCCCUCGCCGAGAAGAUAUUGAAAAAUCUGAAUUGGAGAUGGGGAUACGGGAUUUGGUCGAUCGUGCUGCCUGUGGCUUUCCUGCCGCUGGCACUCGCGCUGCUCAUCAAUCAGCGAAAGGCCGCGUUUCGUGGCAUCAUGCCCGUAUCGCCCUUCAAGGGACAGUCCUGGUGGCAGAUAGUAAAGACCAUCUGGAUUGAGCUGGACUUCUUCGGUCUGGUCCUCAUUUGCGUGGCGUUCACGCUUAUUCUGAUUCCCUUGACACUGGCUUCCAAGUCUGGCUGGACAAAUCCGAACCUCAUCUCGAUGCUUAUCGUCGGAGUGGCGUGCCUGAUAGCCAUACCAUUCUGGGAAAAGAGCAAAUUCCUGGCACCGCGAGCCUUCUUCCCGCGUAGCUUUUGGAAGAACAGGACCAUCAUCUGUGGCCUUGCUCUAUCCUUCUUCUACUUCAUGGCAUUCUACCUUUCGGUAUACCCAUACUUUCAGUCGUACCUGCUCGUGGUGCAGGAUCUUCCUCUUACAUCGGCCGGCCGCAUCGUUCAARCUUUCACAUUCACGUCCACCGUCACAUCCAUCUUGGUCUCGUUCGCCAUCAAAUACACAAAGCGAUACAAGACUUUCAUGGUGGCGGGCACUAUUCUGUAUGUCAUCGGCUUGGCGCUGAUGAUUCAUUACCGUACCGAAGAUGCGUCGCCUGCCGUGAUCGUAGGGACGCAGGUAUUCCUCGGAGUCGGCGGAAGCUUGACCCACGUCCCGGCACAGCUUGGCGUGCAGGCUUCCGCGAGCCACUCAGAAGUUGCUGCAGCCACAGCUCUGUUUCUGACGUUUCUGGAAAUUGGAGGUGCCGUCGGUUCCGCGAUCUCGGGUGCGAUCUGGACGAGCAAUAUCCCAAAGAAGCUCGCGCUUUAUCUUCCGCCCGAAACAAGAGAUCAGGCGGCGGAUAUCUACGGCAAUAUCACACUCGCAUCGAGAGGGUUUCCAAUGGGCAGUCCCACUCGUAUUGCAAUCAACCAGGCAUACCAGGAGACCAUGACGAAGAUUCUAAGCGUCGCUGUGUGCGUCGCGUUGCCCUGCAUCGUGUUGAGUCUGAUGAUGACGGACUAUCGUCUCGACGAAAUCGACCAGGGUGUGAAGGGUGUUGUGAUUGGCGGUGAUACAGCAAGGGCYGAAUCGGAGCCUCCUGCCGGUCCGUCUACCACGAGGCUUCUCAGCACCAACGGCGAUGUUGAUGACGAAAGCGAUGAUGAAGCGUCAGAGUCUCUACAAGGCUCGAUGAGUCGACUUCUUGACAGCAGUAAGGGGAGAUCUUGA